This is a messenger RNA of Hordeum vulgare subsp. vulgare (domesticated barley), 933 nucleotides long. RefSeq lists its product as uncharacterized. The coding region runs from base 66 to 602 and encodes 178 amino acids. The record is from RefSeq and is a predicted model, not a curated record. The transcript is spliced from 2 exons. NCBI's taxonomy places the organism in Eukaryota, Viridiplantae, Streptophyta, Magnoliopsida, Poales, Poaceae.
ACCCUCACCUCUCACCACUACACUGGUCCUUGGACUGAAGUGGUCACCUCCUCCUCGGCUCCACCAUGCUUCCCAGGAUCCAGAGGAGCAUCUUCCAUCUCGGGGAGGAGGGUGGUGAUGUCCAAGUCCACCGCGGCGCUGAUGAUCGCCAUGGAGAUAACAUUGUUGACAUCCAGCGGCGCCUCGGGGGGCACACCCACGGCCGCCGGCUGCGGCGAGGAGGACGAGACGCCGCCGACGUCGUUGUCGGGCUGCAGAUCCUCGUCCAGCACCACCCGCAACCGUGCCACGUCGUCCUGAAGCAGAUGGUCAGCUCGCCGCCGGCGCGCCACCGCCGUCCGUGCAGCUUCUCGGGAGCCUGCUUCCUUUGCCGGAGGGAGCUCAGUCCCGACAAAGACGUGUACAUGUACAGGGGCGACCAGGGGUUCUGCAGCGAGGAGUGCCGGCAGCGGCAGAUCUUGGCGGACGAGGCCAGAGAGCACGAGGCCAUGGUCAACAAGGAGCGUCGGGGUCUGGCGCACCGUCGUCACCACCACGGGCCACGCGCGGCACCGCCGGUGGCGAUCCGGGGCGAGCCGACGAGAUUACUGGCUGUAUCCUAGCUUGAUUAUGAUGCAUGCACGAACAUGACAUCCAUGAACAGAACGAGCAAGAACCUAUGACGCUGGGAAGCUGGUUGCAAGUAAUCGAGGUGCAAAUUAAGAAGAACAAUAUGGAUAAUUGCGUAUACGGCGAGGUGAGGGUGAGAGUGAGAUGGUAUAUUAUGAUAGAGAGACGUUGAAGUAGGGUGCAUGUUUUUUCUUCAGGCUGGUAAGUUCGGAUCUGUAGCCACGAUGCAACUAAUGUAAUCUGCUCCUGGCCGCCUGUUAAUAUGUGCACAUCCGGUUAAUUCUAGACGGAAGAAAGUAAGAAAGAAUAAUUGGUACACCGAAA